AUGGCAACACGCACCGACCGCCCUCUCGUCCUCAUCGGCUCCGGGCCCGGCAUCGGCCGACACGUGGCCAUCGAGUUCGCCCGCCAGCGGUUCAACAAGAUUGCGCUGGUCGCGCGGAACACGACGCAGCUCGCCGAGGACAAGGCCGCCGUCGAGGCCGCCGUCGACGGAAAGGUCACCGUCCAGACGUUCGCGGUCGACAUCACCGAGACGGCCAAGUUCCGCUCAGUUCUCGACGACAUAAGUCGUGUGCUCGGGACACCCGAGUGUGUGUACUUCAACGCUGCGAGGAUCGUGCCCACGCCGUUCUUCGAGGCCAAGGAAGAGGAUAUCCUGCACGACUUCAAGAUUAAUUGCACAGCUCUCUAUGCUGCCGCUGAGUGGGCGAUCCCCCAGCUCGUCGACCUCAAGCGCACCGACGCCCAAGCACGGCCAUCGUUCCUCGUCACGAGCUCGCUGCUGCCCAAGUAUCCGAUUGCGGACCUCUUCGUCCUCUCCAUGGUCAAGGCCGCGCAGCGAAACAUGGUGCAAUCUCUGUCCGACGUCUACAAGCCUCAGGGUGUUCACGUUGGCGUCAUCACGGUCGGCGGUCCCGUUAGCCCAUCGGCUGACACUCUGAGCCCGACCAACAUUGCGGCCCAGGCAUGGGAGCUGUUUACCCGAGAUGACUUUGAGAUUGAGAUUCUGUAA
Molecule: messenger RNA, 690 nt
Organism: Purpureocillium takamizusanense
Lineage: Eukaryota; Fungi; Ascomycota; Sordariomycetes; Hypocreales; Ophiocordycipitaceae
Exons: 2
Coding region: 1-690 (229 amino acids)
Source: RefSeq, a predicted model, not a curated record